Exaiptasia diaphana is the source of this 1931-nucleotide messenger RNA. RefSeq names its product homeobox protein pnx. The coding region runs from base 50 to 685 and encodes 211 amino acids. Gene Ontology annotation, molecular function: DNA binding; DNA-binding transcription factor activity, RNA polymerase II-specific. NCBI's taxonomy places the organism in Eukaryota, Metazoa, Cnidaria, Anthozoa, Actiniaria, Aiptasiidae. Gene Ontology annotation, biological process: regulation of DNA-templated transcription. The transcript has 2 exons. The record is from RefSeq and is a predicted model, not a curated record.
GGGAUACAUUUAUCUUUGGUUUUUAGUAUCGACAACGUUUAGCUCUGAAAUGGCUUCGUUUAGUAUUAGUGCCAUAUUGGGGAAAGAUUUGGGGAAGAGAAAAAGUGUGGAAACUUGUGAAUCGAUGGAUAAUUGUCAUAAUUCGACUGUUAUCCGACAAGAUGACAAUCAGUGCAGACUCGGCGAUGGCGCUCUCGGAGGUGAAAAAUGCCAACUAGAAGAAGAAACAGAAACUGAGCAAUCCGCAUCAGAACAGGAUGUUGACGACGAUUCAACUUACGAACAUAAAACCCUGCUUACCAARUCUCGACGCAGGCGAACAGCCUUCACAAGCAGCCAACUCAAAUCCCUAGAGGAGAAAUUCCAAGAAAAGAAAUACCUCACAAUCAGCGAACGAAACAGCCUGGCAAAGGCGAUGCAUUUGACUGAUACCCAGGUCAAAACUUGGUUUCAAAAUCGACGGACAAAAUGGAAAAAGCAAAUGGCGCCGGAAUAUGAAGCUACGAUUAGAAAUGAAGAAAUCAAUGCUUAUCAUUGUUCGUUACCAUUCUACACAGCGGAACAUAGUUUGCCGUAUUUACCCUCACCACAUGCAGGAUAUUUUGGAAUGUACCCUAGUCUUAAUUUCUACCCUUCGUCCAACUUGAGAGUAGUCUACUCUAAUAUGUCAUUAUAUCCAUAUUAAUGUCACAUUGUGAAAUUGUGAAGCGAAGAAUCUAAGCUCUAGGCAUGUCCUGGUGUCACAUUAUUGUGUUGUGCUGAAGAAACUAUCUUCACUUGGCCAAGAUCGAUCAAUGGUAUUUAAUCAAUGUUCUCGCCAAGUUGGAGCUGAAUAACUCAGAUUAACAGACGCAGUUGGCCGCGGAGGUGUGUUGACUCUGAAUAGACCUGCCUCAAGUGUUACCGUUUAACUAAUAGAACUUGCCUUGGACCAAGCUAUAUGGAUAAGUUUUUAUUAAAAAGUAUUCUUUUGUAUGAACUGAACAAAUUCGACAAAACUCAUAGUUGGAUAACUUAGUUGCAGUUGGAUAAGCAGACGCGCUUGCCUCGGAGCCGCUGUUGGUUGUGCGUUGACAUUGGUAAUAGUCACUUGUCUCUAAUUAAGUAACAAAACUGACUUCGACCGAUAGGUCUAUCAAGGUAUACAGUGUAUUAGUUCACAUGGAAAUAUUGACCAAAAUCGACCAACCCAGCUCAGCUUAUAAGACGCGAUUUGCUUGACUAUCUGCGGUGAUUUUUCAGCAAUGGAUCUGUUUUAUAACCAAUGGAAAUUGAUCGAGUCAAUGCAAUUAUAGGGAUAUACUAUCCUUAAACGCGAAUGGACACAACAAAGUCAUUUAUCAUCAUUUGAACACCUUCCUUCCUUUGAACAAAUCGGAGGCUUUAUUGUUAUUUUUGUGACAAUGGAAAAUAAUCUCAUGACGAGAAUCGCAGAAACAUUCAUCAAAUUGAACUAAUUUUUUUAAACUUCCACUGUACAGACAUGUUGUAAAGGUUUUCCAGUUUCACCACUUUUAUGAGAUGUAUAUUAACAUAAAUUUACGUUAAAAUAGAUUUGUAAAUACUUAGCUGAACUAAAUAAAGCAUGAGGCUAGUCUUUAGUGAUAACAAAGUUUAGAAGAAUUGUUGACGGAGGUCAGAAACGUUUUCCAGAAUUCACUCUUAAACCAAUUAUAGUUGCUGUUAUAGACUAACACAAAUCUUUAGGACUUGCACUCACUUGUUCUUCAGUAUAGCACGUAUUUGAGUAAACGGCACAGUUGGUGGUGUUUUAGAAAGUUUAACUCUUUAUCGGAACGAUUCCUUUACUUACAUAUUAUAGGAACCUCGCUUCUUUUGCAAGCAAUGUGCAUUUAAAACUGUGAGCUACAAGCGAGUGGAAAGGCGCUCAAAGCUCGAAUUUAUUGGGAAGGUCAUAGUGGAAGCCUGAA